AUGUCUCUCAAAGUUUGCGUGUGCGGAGGAGGCCACGGCGGCCAUGUGAUGGCAGGCCUGGCUGCGUAUCGAGAAGGUGUCGAAGUGCGUGUCCUUACCAUGACAGGCGAUAAAGCUGAACGUUGGACGAAGGCUAUGGGGAACGCUGGCGGCAUUACUGUAGUUGUCAACAACAAAGAUGGUACACAGACCGAGAUCAAAUCGAAACCCGACAUCGUCACCAAAGAUCCUGCAGUGGCUGUAGCUGGAGCUGAUGUUGUGGUCCUAACUACAGUAGCUACUGCUUGUGCUCGAAGAAGGUACUUGCAAACCAUAAAACCCUUCAUUAAAGACGGGGCCCUGUUGCUAGCACUCCCGGGAGAACUUGGCUUCUCCCUUCAGGUUCGUGAUAUACUCGGAGAUAAGGCUGAGAACAUAAAAACUGUAUUUGCAUGUGUUAUGCCAUGGGGAUGCCGGUUUGUAGUGUUCGGUGAAAAAGCCGAAGUUCUCGCGACGAAGAAAACCUGUUCAGUAGUGUUGAGUAAAGGAACGACAUCAACCAUUGACCCUAUAUUCACAAUACAGACGCUGCUUGGAACAGAGCCUAAGGUAUGCCUUGCAAAACAUUUCCUUGAACUGGAAUUGAUACAUUUUUCGUUCAUCCAUCCCUGCAUGAUGGAGGGACAAUGGGGGGACUGGGAUGGGGAACCUGUUGAUGAACCGCCGAUUCUUUAUCCGGGCAUCACGCAAGAGGUCGCCGACUCAAUAGAGCAGUGCAGCGAAGAACGUCUAUUGCUGGCAAAAACCAUCAUGACAGUUUCACCGAAGGUUGAUCUCAACGAAGUCAAGGGGAUACAUCAAUGGUUUUUUCCGAGAACUACAGCGAAUACAUCACCGACAAACGGGACCUGUACCAUGUUUUGA
This is a messenger RNA of Lineus longissimus, 903 nucleotides long. Its product is annotated as octopine dehydrogenase-like. The record is from RefSeq and is a predicted model, not a curated record. Bases 1 to 903 code for a protein of 300 amino acids. The transcript has a single exon. Gene Ontology annotation, molecular function: oxidoreductase activity. Lineage: Eukaryota; Metazoa; Nemertea; Pilidiophora; Heteronemertea; Lineidae.